AUGCUCUCGCGCUCCGCCUCAUCCUCGUCGGCCGCGAGGGGCAUGCCGAGCCUCUACAUGGAUCCUUCACAACAGCAUCAACAGCAACAACAGCAGCAGCAACAGCAGCAGCAACAGCAGAGAUACGGCGCGUACGGCUCGAGAGACGCCGGCGUCGACUACAAUCUCGGCCAUCCGCAAUCGGACAGCAUGGCCUUUCCGCCGUCAAACCCGGGCGUGAACGACAAGCCCGCGCCGUACAGAGACAGCUAUGCGCAGUAUGCCUCGCACGAUUACGGGCCCACGCACGCGCCGCACCCCCCGGCGAACGGCAACCAUCCGUUCCAGUUUGAGCUGCACGAGCACGAGCAUCAGGGCCAUCGCCGCGGAUCGCUGUCGCUCGCGAGCGACGACGGGAGCGUCGCGGCGCACAGCCAGAACGGGAGCGCCGCGAGCCCCUCGCAGCCGUCGUCGGCUGCGUCGAGCAGCGUAAACCUUCCGCUGCCCGGGAUCGGGAUGCACGAUUAUGGCCACCCGCUCAUGCACCGCGGACAUUUACCACAACCACACGACCCGCACGAUCCGCAUCACCAGCACCGGCACCAGUACGGGCUCGCAGGAGGGUACGCAGACUCGGAUGGGCGGCCCGCGUCCUCGUCCUCGUCGACGCACUCUCACGCUCACGAACACCAGCAGCACGCGGACGGCGGGUACCGCGCGCACGGCCAGCCCCAUGUCCACCCUCACGAGGGCGAGGGCGGGUUCUCGAGCGCGUUUGGGCUCAUGUCGCUCGACGACCCUGCGGUGCUCGCGGGCCUGAGCCAGGCGCGCCGUUUUUCGAGGGCGUGCUCGGCGUCCCGGACGCCUCGUCCAGCAGCAGCAGGACUGGAGGCGGAGGAGGAGGAGGAGGGGGCGGAGACGGUGGUGGGGAGGCGGAGGGAGAGGCUGACGGGAACGGGGGGCCGACGCCGGGGAACCUGA
Messenger RNA from Heterobasidion irregulare TC 32-1, 960 nucleotides. RefSeq lists its product as uncharacterized. Lineage: Eukaryota; Fungi; Basidiomycota; Agaricomycetes; Russulales; Bondarzewiaceae. The record is from RefSeq and is a predicted model, not a curated record. Bases 1 to 960 code for a protein of 319 amino acids. The transcript has 2 exons.